AUGAUAUCCUCACUGCCAUCCAUCCUGUCCACCGACGGCAACGACUUCCAAGCUGCAGCUGCCUACGCACAAGCUGGUCCAUCUCGCUCCAGCUUGUCACGCAUGCAAGUGCACAUGCCACUCGACCAUCAUCCCAACCCUUCCAUCUUUCAGUCCGACCAGUCCUACCAGCAGCAGCUCCACCAGCAUCGCAGCGACAGGCAGCAGCCGCCGCCCAAGAUAUCCAAGCGCAUCAACAAGCGCUUGCAACUCGCAGCCGCACUCAUCGAAGCUGACAAUGAUGACAUCGAGGAGCGCAAUCUUGCACACCAAGCGUCGCUGCUGCGCGCCAGGCAACAGCAGCAGCAGCAAGCUGACCCCGACACACCAGGUCCUGCUCCCCUUCCACAACCAAAGCUGGCCAGUCAGAGCGUCAUCUUUGCGCCUUUUAGAGAUGAGCCGCAGCAUUCGGCUGCAUCAGCGCACACACGUCAAAGAACGGUCAGCAAUGCCAGCAGGCUCAGUCGACUCAGUGGCGGCAUGACCGCCAAUGAAGAGGGGCGCAGACCGAGCAUCGACUUUUUGGGCGUCAAGCUGCCGACGGACAAGAAGAAUGCCCGCACGUCGUCCAUGGGCAGUCGACCAGCAAGCGCAGCCGGCUUCUCCCGUCACUCUCGAGCAAAUAGCCUGAUGAGCGCCACUGGCCCUUUGCGUCCAGGCGAGACCGUAUGGGGUGGUCCAAUGGGCGAUGGCAGUAGGCCCGGUAGCGCUCUGUCGCACUCGAGGCAUGGCUCGCUACACACCAUGGCAGCUGCGGCUGCUUCUGAAGAGGCUGAAAGCGAGGCGGGAUCGGAAGAGGCGCUCAGUGAAUGGGGAGUGGACAAGUUCCUAUCCAAAGAUGCUAGAGAGAAGCUCAAUGCGGGUCGCAGGAGUCGCGCCAACAGCACCGUCGGCAUCACCACUGUCCCCGCUUCCGCUUCAAGACCUGCAUCGGUUAUCAGUGUGAGCGCUCCCGCGCGUCCACAGAGCAUGAUUCGCACGCAUUCCGAGGUAGGUACUGGAGCUACAGGUAUUCCAAAUGGGCCAGACGGGUCGGUUUCUGCGGCUCAAGCGCAACUUCUAGCACGAAUCAAGAUGUAUCGAGAAAGGCAGGAGAACCUGCCCCCUAGCGAAUGGUCCGGCCCGGGACCUGCUGCCGAUGCCACCGAGGUUGCCAAGCAUCUCGCCAUUGAUGCAUACUCAACAGCAGCUUCUGCGGCUGCGCAAUCGGACAGCAGCGCGGCAGCCCUGGCAGCGAGCAAGCGCAGCUCAGCGUUUCCAUCUGCAGGUGGGGAGACCCACGACGUUGGGAAAGCCCAGCGCAGCCCGAUUCAGAACGUUGUGGCGUCCAUCUUUGGAGUUCCCCCACCGCGUUUCAGCAGCACCGGAGGCCUCGACGCUUUGAGCCGGGAUGCUUCUGCUGGCGGUGCUGGCUUGAUCGGGCUAGACGGGGCAGGCACAAGCACUUCUGCGGCGGCAGACGAGUCCCUACUAUCAGCAGACAUCAGACCCGUCACGCAUCUUCGCAGCGCCACCGUCGAGAGUACCAACACUGUAGCCUCGGCGAUGAGCUUACAGCGUCGAGAUAGCUCCAUGGGAAUCUUUGGUGAGAGCUGGUCAGAUCAGGAGGAUGAGGAUGAGGUGCGUAGCACCGAGCUCCAAGAUCAGACCAUUACGCGAUCUGCUUCUCAAGGCGACACUACGGUUCGUAGAGACCACGUCAAUCAAGGCGCACGAGCAGAGGGCGCCGCAGAAGUUCUCAACCUACAGGGGCCCUUCAUGGAACCCAGUGUGGUGGUCGACUCGAUCGAAGAAUCUGUGCAAAGUGACAUGGCGGGGGUCGGGUCCUUCUCUCGAGGUCAGUCGAGGCGCAACUCUCUCAUGACUGGCGCACCUGGUAUGCUGUGGGCAGACACUGCGAAUGAGGCGCCUUCUCUGCGGCCAGGCGAAGUGCUGCAUUCAAGUCGUCCAGGCACUCCUGGCGGACUUGGCAGUGGCCGAGGCUCAGGACAAGCCACGCCCAUCCUUGGUGAAGGCGCUUCGCUUCCCCUCGACCCCUAUGCCAGCAUGUCCAUAGGCCCUAGCCCGUAUCCUGCUGCACAUAGGGCGUCGCCUGCUGCGCGGCUCUUGGAGCUUGGUAGCGACCCCUAUGCUGUCGCGGAAAGGUUGGGACCCUACCCUCGAGGUAUCGGUCAAUCGACGCCAGAGUCUCUGGCCCCUACUUCUAGAGCGCCCAGAAGGUCAGCAGCCACGACCAACAUGUCGACAAAGCAGCUACAACAAAUGGCCCGCCAAUCAGCGUUUAGCGGGUACUACGGCAUUGGAUCGCCAGGAGAUAGCCCACCACUCCAGGCCGCUGAUGACGCGGAGCUCCUCAGCGCUGCUGGCUUGAAUCCACUCAGUGCCAUUGCAGAGCCACGCUUGUUGGGUGCAGAAGUCGGAGAGGCGAGCCAGGAGUAUGCAGCUUUGGCCGAGCAUUUAGCCGAACAUGACCGCCGGGAAGCCUCAGCAUCUAACGAUGUCCCUAAUCCCAAAUCUCGACCGUUUUCAAGCUUUUUCGGAGCAUCGUCAACGAACGACAAGCGCACAAGCAACGCAGGACCUUCCAUUCUUGCAACCGCUGCGGCCCUGCGCGCCUCGGCUGUGCCGGAUCUUUCGUCUGUCCGGUGGGGUACUAAAAGGCGUACAGCUGCGCCUGCCGCCCCAGUCGAACCGCCCUCCACGGAUUACGCAGAGCCCGCAAAGGAGGACCCUUCGUCGGCCGCUGGGAAAGCUGCCAGGGGCAACUCUAGAAGCCUGUUCAAUCCCAUCAGCACUCUAAUGGGUUCGGGCAGCAACGCUCUCAUCGAGAAGCUGCAGAAAGCGGCCGAUGAGCAGCAGCGCCACCAGCAAGCUGCAGCACUCGUAACGGAGGUGGAUGAUAGCGAGUUCAGCCCUCCUGCCAAGGGUCCUCUGAGACCUCGCGGCCUCGAGGCUCGUACCCCAAGCGAUCUUGUCAUGCCCACGCCCCUCGAGGGCAGUCCUUAUGCACCAAGAAUCAGGCUCACAGAUGCGCACGGCCGCGACAUCCGCGAGCUGCGGGCAAGUCUCGCUCAAAGAAGUGGCAAAAAGACGGGCCUGUACGUACCUGAAGGCUUCGUGCUGCACGACGGCAGAGGUCUGCCACCUGUGAAGCAGCUGACAAUUGGAGCAAGCGGAGCGCCAAAACUGGCGUUCAUGGAGGGCGAUGGAAAUCAGAAGCACAAUACCGUCAUGGCAGCCCUGCUCGCCGACAGCCGUCGGACCAUCAAUGUGCCCGCAGCCGCACCUGCCGGUAUUGGACGCCGAGCGGCUGCGCCUUCGACCGCUCUAUUCCGCAACCAGCUAGUUCAACACGAGGAUGAGCGUACUGGUUGGGGUUGGGAAGCUGGCACGCAGACUGGCGAAGUGGGCAAUGCUAGCUCUUCUGAGGACGGAAAUGUUCCUCUUGCAGACCUCAAAAAGCUCACACGCGCAGCCAAGCGAGCAGCUCGCAAGACAGAGAAGGAACGUCGGAAGCGCAAAAAAGCCAGAGCAGAGCGGAGACGCAAACGAAGAAUCGCCGAAACCAGUGGCACUUCAUACGAGGCUCUCGGCGUCGAAAGUGACAGCCCCGCCGAAGAUCUUGAUCUGUCCGAAGAUUCAGAACCGGAGGAUGACCUUGCUGAAGACGAGGAAUCUGCAAGCGAAGACAGCCUCAAUUCUGAGGAUGAGAAGCGUUGGGUCGACGACAAGAAACCAGCCGGCAAAUUGUUCGGCAAGAGUCUGCUUGAUGUUGCCGACGAGCGCCGACAGAACCUCGUGUCGAAAAAUCGGUGAGCCUUAGUCCAGGAUUAGGGGCAUCUGAGCAAAUGCUGACAGUGCGGUAUCUCUGGCUGCAGUGCUUAUGGUCAUAUCGAAGCCGAAGAGAGCCGCAGGUUUGAGGCGUUGGAAGCAACUGGGAUGGAUGCCGAUGGAGACGCUCGUUCAAUCGCGCCCAGCACCGCUGCAAAGACCUUCCGAGACAACCCGUUGGGCUACAACGACACGCGAGAACGCAUGCAGGCAGCGUUUGGUAAAGACGCCCUUUGGGAGCGCGAGAUGGCAGUCCGCCGAGAAGAAGAAGCUCGAGAGGCUGCAGAGCGUGAAAUCAAGAGACUUGCCGAACUCGAGUACCGCAAAGGGGAGGCGGAACGGGCAAUGCACAAGCUCAAAGGCAAGAAGGGAAAGAAGAAUCAAGCCAAGUAUGAAGCUGCAGCACUCGAAUUUGCCAGAUUGCACAAGGAGAUCAAUGGACGAGAGGCUAGCUUUGUCUCACGCAACUCCGAGAGUGUUUCCAUUGCUCCGACUGUGGAGGAUGAGCAAGACGAGGGAAUUGCUCAGACUGAAGAAGAUGAAAUGCCUACCCGUAGCCGUACCCCUAUCGAGCCGCCAAAAUUGGAUCUGUCUUUGCUCAGCGAGAAUCCUGCCGGAGGAACCUCGUCUCUUGCCGCACAAACUAAGCGCAAAGGUGUAUCAGAAGCUGCUGCGGAAUGGUUCGCUCGCGAAUCCGACGAGGAUUUGUCAGAGCAGGACACUUCCGAGGAUGAGGCGGAGAAGCGGAAACAAGCUCUUGAAAGAGCGCGCAAAGCCCAUACGCAGAACAGCGCAAGUGUGAGUUUUGCCGCAGCACUCAAUUUGCCGAGGGUCAGGGUUCAAGAUGAGAAUGGGAGUGAUAGUGAGGCUACUGAAGACGAUAGCAGCAGCGAAGACAAUGUCCCUCUAUCUCAAUUGCGCAAGAAAGCUCCCCCUCGCGUUGGAUCCAGUACAUCAUUCCGCAACGUUGCUGGCAAUCCCCCUCGUAUCGGUGCGGAUGACGAGUCAUCGGAGGAAGAGAUGCCUUUGGCGGCUAUCGUUGCGAAACGCAAGACGCGCCAGAGCUUGGCCGGAAAGCUUGACAUCGACUUUAUGGGGACCAGUUCCCUUGACACAACCGCGAUAGCAAGGAGUAGCAUGCCUCCCGCCUCCUCCAGAAGCAGUGCUCUCGGGCCGACUACAGGUCUCCCUCCUCUACAACGGGCAGCACCACAAACAUCGCAGCACGAAGACGAUGACUCAGACGACGAUGCUCCUUUGGGUGUCAAGCAUGGCAAUGGGCUAGCUGCGCUCGCCGAGUUGACCAAGAAAGAAGCGCAGGUCAAACAAGCUCGAGAGAAGGUGGCGGACCUUCAAGGGGCAGCUGCUGCCCAAAUCAAUGACAGCGAUGACGAUGAUCGCCCUCUGGGCGUUGCGCAUCCCCAGGCGGCCAUCAUAGCAGAGCAGCGAGCCCUGAUUGAGAAGCUGCAGGCAGAAGCUGCGGAAGCGAGAGCCAAGAUUGCAGCUACAGAAAGUCCUUUUGGAGUCGGUGCUCCAUAUGGAUUCGAUUCGCGCAUGUCAAUGAUGCCUGGGGCAGCACCUUUCGGGCAGCCUAGUAUCGCGCCAGGUCACAUGAGCAUGAGUGGCAUGCCUAGCUUUGGUCCAAGCACAUCUUUUGGAGGUGGGAUGUUCCCGCACUCUCCUGGACCUAACAACAUUGGGAUGCCCAUGGGCAUGGAUCCGACUACACUGCCACCGGGCGUAGGACUUGGACCGGACCCCAAAGCAACCUCAAUCGAUCGAUGGCGCUCGCAGGUCCCAAUCGACCCGCAACCAUCCACAAGCAGCAACUCAAAGUAG
Molecule: messenger RNA, 5709 nt
Organism: Ceraceosorus bombacis
Lineage: Eukaryota; Fungi; Basidiomycota; Exobasidiomycetes; Ceraceosorales; Ceraceosoraceae
Source: the annotation of a GenBank genome assembly